GUAACUCUAUGGGCUUCUACUGGAGACUGUGGGACACUGAGAGGAUCUAGGGACCCCGGAGCCCCCUGAGCUGCUGCUUCUUCUUCUUCUUCUUAUUAUUAUUAUUAUAUAGAUUAACUGAGCAGGGGAGAGAGUCAUUGGUAGAACAGUCAGUGGAAAUGCUGAAAGGUGCUGAUUUGGGAUUGGCCUGAUCUGUUGGAAUCUCCUUCACCAUGUGGUCCUGGUUCCUCCCAAUUCUGGGGGUGCUCGUCCUGGCUCGGGGCUCCUCGGGAGGGCGCCUCUGUGCCCCAUUGAAUUUCGGACAGAGUUCAGUUGUGUGUCAGUGUAACGCCACCUACUGUGACACUCUGGACCCCAUUGUCGUCCCAUCUGUGGGCAACUUCAGUGUCUAUGAGACGAGCCAGUCUGGGAAACGUCUGCAAGUCAUGUCUGGAACCUUCACCAAGAGGCAACCAUCCCCAAUGGAUCUUGUGCUGACGCUCAAUGAUAAGAAGAAGUUCCAGACCAUUAAGGGAUUCGGUGGAGCAGUGACGGACUCGGCCGCACUCAAUAUAUUGUCCCUUUCAGAUGAGACCAAGGAAAACCUGCUCAGAUCCUACUUCUCAGAGGAAGGUAUUGGCUACAACAUUUUGCGGGUUCCUAUGGGCAGCUGUGACUUCUCCACACGGAUCUACACUUACCUGGACACCGAGGGAGACUUCAGCAUGAAGACGUUCAGCCUGCAGGUGGAGGACACCAAGUUAAAGAUUCCUCUUAUCCAGAAGGCCAAAGAGUUGUCCAACAGGUCCAUCUCUCUCUUUGCGAGUCCUUGGACAUCCCCCCCAUGGAUGAAGACCAAUGGGGCCAUUACUGGGAAGGGAACCUUGAAAGGGAAGCCUGGAGAUCAAUAUCACAAGACCUGGGCCAACUAUUUUAUCAGGUUUUUGGAUGAGUAUGCCAAGCUCAAUGUGACGUUUUGGGCUGUGACAGUGGAGAACGAGCCAACUGCUGGGCUGGUCACUGACUACCCCUUCCAGAGCUUGGGAUUCACCCCCGAACACAUGAGGGAUUUCAUCGCCUCCGACCUUGGCCCGGCAUUUGCCAACAGCUCUCACAAGCAAGUGAAAAUCAUGAUCCUGGAUGAUAAUCGCCUCCUGCUUCCUUAUUGGGCCAAAGUGAUACUGUCGGAUCUCAAGGCUGCUCGCUACGUGCACGGUAUUGCUGUGCAUUGGUACCUGGAUGCCAUUGUUCCUGCUGAUGUCACAUUGGGGCGCACCCACCAGCUGUACCCAGACUACUUCCUCUUUGCCUCCGAGGCUUGUACUGGUUUUACACCUUGGAACAAGGGUGUUCAACUGGGGUGUUGGGACCGGGGAAACCAGUACAGUCACAGAAUCAUAGAGGACUUGAAUUACUAUGUGACGGGUUGGACUGACUGGAAUUUGGCGCUGGAUAUAGAAGGGGGUCCCACGUGGGUUGAAAAUAACGUAGACAGUCCCAUAAUUGUUGACCUCAGCAAAGACGUCUUCUACAAGCAGCCGAUGUUCUACCACAUGGCGCAUUUUAGUAAAUUCAUUCCGGAGGGAUCUCGGCGUGUGGGGCUGGACCUCAAUCAGGGGAGUCAACUAGAAACUGUGGCCUUCCUCUCCCCAGAUGGCUCUGUUGCGGUGGUGGUUGUUCUAAACAGGGAGUCGGUGGAUGUGAAGUUUUUGAUUUCAGACCCAAGUCUGGGAGUCAUAGACACAGUGUCCCCAGCAAACUCCAUCCAGACCUACAUCUGGAGGCGCCAGUGAUGGACCCAGUGGCCGAAGAACUAACAUUUCUCAUAUUGACAUUAAUAAUAGCAGCUUGAUCCAAUGGGCUGAGCAUGAACUAAACCAGUCCUGGAGAUGAGGUGGGUCUGUGGUCUGAAAGUCCUGUCCCAGAAUCCUAUGUGCCUUAUUCUCUCUGGAGUCUGUUGAUAACAAGGGGCAGGACUUUCACGGCUCUCCACUAUGGACCCCCACAGGAGGAUCUGGCACAUAAUGUUCAGCCUGGGCCCCUGUGUUGCACUGAGAAACCCCUCGCUCACUGCAGAAAGAAAGCAUUGAUUUCUUCUCAUCUAAUGAUACAUAAGGACCCCUCAAUUCCUUGCUGUCCCCCUAUUAAUCUUGAACUUUGCUCACAACAUGAUUUCUCAUCAA
Messenger RNA from Xenopus laevis (African clawed frog), 2162 nucleotides. It is a transcript of the gene gba1.L, whose product is annotated as glucosidase, beta, acid L homeolog. NCBI's taxonomy places the organism in Eukaryota, Metazoa, Chordata, Amphibia, Anura, Pipidae. Gene Ontology annotation, cellular component: lysosomal membrane. Gene Ontology annotation, biological process: protein catabolic process; regulation of membrane potential; lysosome organization. The record is from RefSeq and is a predicted model, not a curated record. Bases 213 to 1772 code for a protein of 519 amino acids. Gene Ontology annotation, molecular function: glucosyltransferase activity; signaling receptor binding; galactosylceramidase activity. The transcript has 11 exons.